Molecule: messenger RNA, 2972 nt
Organism: Monomorium pharaonis (pharaoh ant)
Lineage: Eukaryota; Metazoa; Arthropoda; Insecta; Hymenoptera; Formicidae
Exons: 4
Coding region: 305-685 (126 amino acids)
Source: RefSeq, a predicted model, not a curated record
GCGGCCGAGACUAGCUACAGUUCAUCAGGAGGCAAAAUCGACGUAGGAAGAAAGAUCGGGUGCGACGUGCGAUCGUAUAUCGAUCUGGCAACAUCGAUAUCAGUGAAAGAAAAGACGUGAAGGAAGAUCUCAUCGAGAUAUACAUAGAGAUCGAGAGAGGAGAGGCAACAAGUGCGUGUCAAGUCGAAGUGUCAAGUAGUAGACUCUUGCAGAGACUCUCGUGACGAUUCAUAUACGUCGGCGAUUGAACUUCGGCUCUCUCGCUCAUCUCGUCUGUGAAUAAGCAUCUUUAGUGCACGCGAAGAUGAAUCUAUCGGUCAGCGCGCCGAUGCUGUGCGUCCUGCUCGUGGUCCUGUUGUCGGAAGCGGCAUACGCCAGGCCGGCCGAUUGGUUUCUGAGUCGGCCGAAACGCCUUUCUGAUCAAAGACUCGCUGAGCUCGAGACACUUCUGGCGCUACAAAAUGUGAAGGGCGUCGUGGUUCCCGUAGGAUUCGGAAAAGUAAAUCCAGCUAUCGCAGGCCGUAAGCGAAGAUCCAUCUCGGACAAUCUUCGAAAAUUGCAGCAUCUCCUGCUGCUUAUUGCUCAAGAAUCCGCGGAAUCAACUGCGGACCGAUCCGAUCAGAUUCGUCCCUUACCGUGGAAGGAGGAUCCGCGGGAGGAGCACAGGGACUAUCAGUUGAUUUAAUUCGGAGGCUUGGUGCCGUUCGAGAAUGAGGCGAAAGUCAGGAAAGAGAGGCAUAAGAGAGACGACGGGGGAAGAAAUGGCGUGCGAGAGAAAGAGAGGGAGAGGGAAGAGAGGAGGGAGAAAGUAGAACAAUUAAACAAGAUACACGCAACACAUUCAGCACGCACACACAACACACACACACACACACACACACACACACACACACACACACACACACACACACACGCAUUUAGUUUGAUCUCUCAGCCGUUAUCCGUCGACAACGCACCACUAUGGACUAGCCUCCGUCCUAGCUUCUAAUUUCUUUGUGAACAUAUGCCUUAAGAGAUAAGUAAUUAACUGUCGACGAGAGCACACUGAGAAAAGAAGUUGAUCGAAAUCAGCUUGGCUAAAUUUUGUCAGCUUGAUUAAAUUUCUUCAGUUCAAGUAUUUGUGCAUUUGAGUUGAACGUGACGCUUGAACUGCGGUUCAAAUUUAUUUGACGCAUCUUAUGUAAUAAAUUACAUAGAAAUACUUGAAGUGAAAGAAUUGAACUAAUUAAAUUUCUUCAGAUCAUGCAUUUAAGUGAAACAUAUAAAUAUUUAAACUUUAGUGUCUUAAGUAUCUGAAGUCGGUAUGUUUGAAUUGAAAAAAUUUAAUCAAGUUGAACAAUUUUGUUAGAACAACUUUCUUUUUCUCAGUGUAGGAAACGUAACGUUACGCGCGUGACGUGAAAAGGUCUCGGACGGCAACAGCGGGAGAUAACGAAUUGCGCGCGGCAAAUUACCGUGUAAAGUGCCGUCUCCUUGAGGGGAAGAGGGAGGGGGAAAACGGUCACGAUCGUGUCCAGACUGCGUUCUUCAUUUAAGUAUUCGAGGCUUAACGAGAAAAAAAAACAGUAUUUUACAUGUGAAUGCCGUCUUAGUAUUCGUGUACAAUGUGCAAUUCGCAAGAUAUGCUCUCGAUAUACGUCGGCGGAUUUUCGGUUUUACUUGCUCGAUUGGCUGCUUUCGUUCGCAUUCAGCCGGCCUGUCGUUCGCGAAGCGCUUGAGAUCUUGUCGUGAGAAAGCGCAAGAUCAUUCCGACUGGCUUUUCUCGAUUGCGUCGGUAUCAGUCGGGCCGACUGUUACAUUAUUAUACGAAAUACGCUCGGGUGAUAAUUUCGUAAGAAAGUGCAAAAUCAUUCUAAUCGGCUUUUCUCGAUCGCGUCGGUUGUUUUCGCGUAAUCAUAGUUACGUACUUCACGGCCUUGAAGAGAAAGAGAAGGAGAGAAAGAGAGAGAGAGAGAGAGAGACGAGAGGGAACUUUUGCAGUCUCACUUUUUUCGAAACGUUGAAUCUUACGACAUGAAUCUCAAGUGCGUCGUAUAAUUUUUGCUUCGCCGCCAAUCGACCGAAUCCAACGCGAAAUUGUAGCAGCUCGUGCUGCCCGUCCGCGGAUGGAUUUCUUCUUCCGAAGAAUAGAUCAAAGAUAGCGCGGCUCAAAGUUAAAGCUAUUGCGAGCGACGUUCGUCAAGAGAAUCUUGCGAAUUUAUUUGACGAGUGUCCUUUGAAUUGAGGUGAUUAUUUUGUGCGGGCGAUUCGUCGAAAUUAUGUCUGUCCCGCGUCUUCUUUUGCGUGCGAAGGACCAAGAUUAACGUUUGACAGAUUGUGGAUCUUAAAGUUCUUGCGUCGCGAUGCGAGCGGCACGUAUUGCAUUCCGGAGUUGGCCAAUGUACGUUUACGAGUUUUAUUUAGUUUUUUUUUUCUUCUUCUUCUUCUCUAACGACGUUAGAGAAGGACGAUGAUUUACGUUAGAUUAAUUAAACGUAUUGACCUAUCGGUGGGAUUUGUCCCAAUGGCGAUAUCGAAAGACGGCAGGAGAUUUGACGUAACACUAUCCGUGUAAAUUGCUAAUGCCAAGUCGAGGCAAAUUUUAUUUAUUUUGUAGGUUUGAUUUUUGAAGAUUAUUUUUAAGUAUUACUAGUAUUAAUUGGAGGGACUCGUCCUGCGCGCCACCGCGAGUCCACGUUCCUUACCCCUUAUCGUUAAUUGUAAUACCUACUGUUUUAUUUGUAUACGUAUUUAUUUAUUUAUUUAUUUAUUUACCUAUUUAUUUAUUUAUUUAUUCAUUAACGCACGAUUAUCCGUGUAGGACGUGAAUUUUGCAAAUCGAUUAUUUUAAAGAGAUUCUUGCUGUAUUAAACAUACCGACAUUUACGUUUCUUAUCUCAUCUACUAAUCACGUCGUCGGAUUACUUUGAAUAAACAUGUAUACGCGAUUGUGAAUGCAAUAAAAAGAAUUAAUCGAUUAUUCAUGCAAUUUA